AUUGAAUUUUUUGUUUAGUUGCACGGAUUUCUGCUAUUGUAUCCUUCUACGACUAUCUAUGGGAAAAAUCCUCUGUUUUCCAUAUUGAUACUGAAGAUAUCCGUCUCGCAGCAGCUCGUCAAGAGUUUCAAAGAUACAUCAUGUUAUGUUGUAACAACUUCUCCAACAGUCUUCUUGAUCUCAAACCUGCGGCAAAGAAAUCUGCCAAAGUUGCUCAAGAACUGAGCGAACAGUUCAAUCCUGAUCGGUAUGAGCAGGUAGAGAAACAGAUAAAAGAUUUCUUCGAUGGUCCAAAAUUUCUCUCCAUCAUGGAAGAAAUCGAGGAAAUCCAUGAUAAGAAAUUGGAUCUGAAUCGGGAACAGUAUAUUCGACUGAAUAUUCAACUGGCUUUUCUAACUGUUCUACAGAAUGGUCAGCGUGCCAAAUUAACAAACAUCCUGAAGAGACAGGAUUUGUUUACUCAGGCCUGACACAGUGAACUGCCAGGAAUGUGGACAUUCCAGCUGAACAAAUUCUCAGCAGUUGAAGAAGGGAAGACUAAAGCAACCCUUUUUAUCAUGCUUUCAAGCAAGUUCACCAGUGCCCUGAACAAAUGGAGCAGGAUCUCAACAGAAUAUCUGAAGAGAAAUACCAACCUGGAGAUUGAUAAGACGUCGCCACUAUUUCUAAGGGAGGAUGGAAAUCCACUCCAGAUGAACAACAUCUAUAAUCUUCAGGCUUUCAAGGAGCUCGGAUUUAGCAAAGACCUGAGAUUGAAAGAUUCACGCAAGAUUCAGAGUACAGCUCUGCACAGAGCACUUCCAGCUCAGGACAAGGAGCUGUUCAUGCCCACUCGGCAGCUACUGUAA
This is a messenger RNA of Eurytemora carolleeae, 848 nucleotides long. RefSeq lists its product as uncharacterized. The record is from RefSeq and is a predicted model, not a curated record. The coding region runs from base 489 to 848 and encodes 119 amino acids. Lineage: Eukaryota; Metazoa; Arthropoda; Copepoda; Calanoida; Temoridae. The transcript is spliced from 3 exons.